This is a messenger RNA of Mesorhabditis spiculigera, 807 nucleotides long. Lineage: Eukaryota; Metazoa; Nematoda; Chromadorea; Rhabditida; Rhabditidae. The record is from the annotation of a GenBank genome assembly.
AUGAUGGCUUUCAGUUCGCUCUCCUUUUACGCGCUGGUGUUCUCCUCUGAUGGCGGCGGAUACACGGAAAUGUGUGGAGGGACAGUGCUGAAUGAUAGAUGGAUCCUGACUGCUGCUCAUUGUUUGCCGAAGGGCUUGGUCGGAUCAUCGGUGAGGCUGGGGUUGAGGACGAUGAACGAGGUAUCACAGAACGUGCGGAUUGUCAAAACUGUGUCGCAUCGCGGGUUUAACAUCCGUAGCACACGCGACGACAUCGCGCUAUUGAAGACAGCUCAUCCCAUAAAAAUCGGCCAUGGCGUGACGACCGUUUGCCUGACGCGUGAUGAUACAAAAUUGCUCGGCGAGGGCUCAAAAGCGCUGGUGGCGGGUUUUGGAAAGGCCGUCGAAAGAAUACCCCUCGGUGUGCGGAUAACGAACGGCCCGGCAGACCGGUUGAAAACCUCGGUCGUUCCGUUGCAGGACACGAAGACCUGCUGGCUUAAUUGGUGGCGUGCUUCCGGAGGCACGACAACCGUCGGCUCGACGCAGAUUUGCGCGGGGAGCUUGGGCCACGGUUCGGCGCCGGGCGAUUCGGGAGGACCGCUGUUGGUUAGGGACCGAUUCGGGAAUGUGGUGCAGAUUGGAAUCACGUCAUUUGGUGCUAAUGGUUUUGAAGGGGUGCUGGAUCAAGCGACAUUCCCAGGUGUUUACACGCGUGUUUCUGCUUAUAUACCAUGGAUUGAGCGGGUGCUGGCAGACGAUGCCAAUUCGGGUGCUCGGCUAUCAACGAUUGUGCUUUCCAUCGGGUCCCUGGCCCAUUUGUUUCGC